Molecule: messenger RNA, 1981 nt
Organism: Stegastes partitus (bicolor damselfish)
Lineage: Eukaryota; Metazoa; Chordata; Actinopteri; Pomacentridae
Product: SMU1 DNA replication regulator and spliceosomal factor
Exons: 12
Coding region: 1-1533 (510 amino acids)
Biological process (GO): mRNA splicing, via spliceosome
Molecular function (GO): protein binding
Source: RefSeq, a predicted model, not a curated record
AUGGCCGUGGAGAUGGAACCCUCCGAUGUGAUCCGCCUGAUAAUGCAGUACCUUAAGGAGAACAACCUCUACCGGACGCUGACCACCUUACAAGAGGAAACCACCGUCUCACUCAACACAGUAGAGAGCAUCGACAGCUUUAUCGCAGACAUAAACAGAGGCCACUGGGACUCUGUGCUGUUGGCCAUCGAGUCCCUCAAGCUGCCCGACAACACACUUAUUGAUCUUUAUGAGCAGGUUGUAAUGGAGCUCAUUGAAAUGAGGGAGGUGGGUGCAGCUCGCUCUCUCCUCAGACAAACCGACCCCAUGAUCAUGCUGAAGCAGACGCAGCCAGAGAGGUACAUUCAUCUGGAGAACCUGCUGACAUGCUCCUACUUUGACCCUCGUGAGGCGUAUCCCAAAGGCAGCAGCAAGGAGAAGCGGCGCAGAGCCAUCGCUGAGGCUCUGGUGAGGGAGGUCAGCGUGGUGCCUCCUUCACGCCUCAUGGGACUCCUGGAACAAUCUUUGAGACUACAGCAAUAUCCAGGACACCUCUCCCCUGACAUGGCCAUCGAAACGACUAGCAACAACAAGGGCAGACUUUUGGAGAAAGAGAGCUUUCCAACGCAGCUGUACCGCCACAUCAAGUUUGGGCGACGGUCACAUGUGGAAUGUGCCCGUUUCUCACCUGAUGGAAAGUAUUUAGUCACCGGAUCAGUGGACGGGUUCAUCGAGGUCUGGAACUUCUACACUGGAAAAAUUAGUAAGGAUUUGAAGUACCAGGGCCAGGACAGCUUCAUGAUGAUGGAUGACGCUGUGCUGUGCAUGUGCUUCAGUCAGGAUACAGACCUGCUGGCUACCGGAGCUCAGAAUGGCAAAAUAAAGGUGUGGAAGAUCCAGAGUGGCUUGUGCCUACGCAGGUUCGAGCAUGCUCACAACAAAGGCGUGACUUGCUUGAGCUUCUCCAAAGACAGCAACCACAUUCUCAGCGCCUCCUUCGACCAGACCAUCAGAAUCCAUGAACUGAGGUCAGGCAAGACACUAAAGGAGCUACAUGGGCACUCGUCAUUUGUAAAUGAUGCAUCUUUCACUCGAGAUGGAUUUCACAUCAUCAGCGCCUCAUCGGAUGGCACAGUCAAGAUUUGGAACACAAAAUCCUGCAAUUGCAUCCACACCUUCAAAUCUCCGUCAAGGACAUCUGAUGUCCCCGUCAACAAUGUGCUUCCUCUGCCCCAAAACCCAGAACAGUUUGUGAUUUGUAACCACUCCAACACAGUGGUUGUCAUGAGCAUGCACGGUCAGACUGUGAAGACCUUCAGCUCAGACAGAAAGGAGGGCGCCGACUUUGUGUGUUGCACCCUGUCACCCCGUGGGGAGUGGAUUUACUGUGUGGGAGAGGACUUAGUGCUGUACUGCUUCAACUAUACGACAGGAAGGCUGGAGAAAACGCUGACUGUUCACGAGAAAGAUGUAAUUGGCAUCGCUCACCACCCACAUGAGAAUCUGAUCGCCACGUACAGCGAGGACGGUCUGCUGAGGCUAUGGAAACCGUAAACUGUCACCUGCAUCAAGAUGAGGAUCUAGACAGCCGGUCACAUGGUUAUAAAGCAGCUCAUUCAAUUCUGUUUAAAUGUGCAGGUAAAGAUAUAUUUUUUAAAAACCCACUUAGUUGCAUAAGUAGACGCCACCAAUAAAUGAUAAAACAGUGCGCUGGUUGUAAAAACAAUCCCGCUGUAAGGUCCAUUUAGUGGCUGUUUUUGAUCAUUUCACAGGCAGACUGAUUUUCCAAUUUAUUAUGGAAUUGUUGAUGUUUGCUUUUUUGGAGCACUUAAAAGAUUUUUUUUGUCAGUGUUGGUACUGAAAGAUGAGAUUCAUUGACUCAAACAUGGACAUAUGAAAUUUAUGUAAUUUAUGUCACAUGAUCAAAAGCUCCAGAUAAGAACAGAUGCAAAACUGAUCUUGCAGCAACAUUUGUUUUGUUUGCUGUCAAAAGUGAACUUUA